UGUUCAGGCCAUGAAGAUGGAUACCUCAGAAGCAUCGAGCUACACAGCAACACCCUCAUUCAACUGGAGAGGUGGUUUACAGCCUCAGGCCAGACUCGAGUCACUGUGGUUGGACCACUCAGAGCAAAGAAGUGGUUGAUGGAUAUGAUUCGGAGUGUGGGGAGCCAGCAAGCUUACCACCAGGCCCGAGGUGAAAAGAUGUUGCAUCGCGUCCAGAACCAAACCCUGUCCACAGCUGACUUGGAUGACUCUUUCAGCAUGUCCGCAUACAUAUUUGGCCUGAUUCUUGAUAUCGUUUUUGGGUUCUGACCUGGCUGGCCUCGACCUCACAGAGAUACACCUGGCUUUGUCUCCCGAGUACCGGGAUUAAAGGUGUUCACCACUGCCAGGCUCAUAUUUACUAUAUUCCACCGAGAAAAUACUGUACUGUUGAAAAUAAUCUUGGACUUUUCAAGUAUAACCUGUUUUUAUGUUCACGCUAUCUGUAUUAUUUCUCCUACUGUUGUACAUAAAAUCUUUUGUACCUUCAAAAAAAAGGACAAACACUAUUGAAUCUUUUAAGAUAACAUAUAUAGAAUAUACAAAUCAUGGAGACAGAAAAAUUAGACAUUAUCUCAAGAUGUAGAAGAAAGAAAUAA
Peromyscus maniculatus bairdii (prairie deer mouse) is the source of this 638-nucleotide messenger RNA. The record is from RefSeq and is a predicted model, not a curated record. NCBI's taxonomy places the organism in Eukaryota, Metazoa, Chordata, Mammalia, Rodentia, Cricetidae.